AUGGACAUAACUACCGUCCUUUUUCAUCUUGCAUUGCUGCUAAGUCUUCCUACUGUUUCGAUAGCCCUCAUCAAACGUAGCAUCCAAACAGAUCAAUCAGCAUUGUUUGCCUUAAAAUCCCAACUGUUCGAUUCUUCGAAUUUACUGAGGAAAAAUUGGACUGCAAAUGUCUCAGUGUGCAACUGGUUUGGAGUGACAUGCUCCUCUCGCCACCAUAGAGUUGUCUCCUUGAAUCUCUCUUAUUUAGGCCUUCAAGGUAGCAUCCCACCAGAGAUAGGAAACCUCUCUUUUCUCAGUUCCAUUGACCUCAGUGGCAACAAUUUCCAUGGAAAUUUGCCCAUGGAAGAAGGAAUGGUACAUUUACGCAGGCUCAGAUAUAUUAGUCUUGCCAACAACAAUUUUGGUGGAGAGGUUCCUCCGUGGUUUGGCUCUCUGCCUAAUCUUCGAGUCCUGGAUUUAUCAAGUAACAGCUUCGUAGGUGGCAUUCCGAUUUCCCUAUUUAAUGCAUCAAAGUUGGAGUCCAUAAGCAUCAUGUUCAACCAAGUUCAAGGAAAUAUUCCCCGAGAAAUUGGAAAUCUUGGCAACUUGAAGAUCUUAAGAAUGGCAAAUAACCAGCUUACAGGGUUUAUACCACUGACACUUUUCAACAUCUCGUCCUUGCAAAUAGUUAAUUUGACAAAUAACACGCUAACUGGCGACCUUCCAGUGAACCUUUGCUCUGAGCUUUCAAAUCUUCAAGAGUUUUACCUAUCAUCUAACAAAUUAUCAGGUCAAAUUUUGUCACGGUUCGACAAUUGCUUGGAACUUCGAGAACUGUCAUUGAGCAGCAAUGUUUUAAGCGGAACGUUACCAAGAGAAAUUGGGAACUUAACCAUGCUUAAGGUUUUGAGUUUGGGACAGAACACCUUCGCGGGUGGAAUUCCAGCGGAGACUGGUACGCUUCAGAAUUUGGAGCUGUUAGUUAUUGACGGAUGUGACCUUACUGGUCCAAUACCGGAAGAAAUUGGCAAUCUUCAGAAAUUGAAUAUAUUAGACUUGAAUAGUAAUGCCUUACAAGGACAAAUUCCAGUAACCAUGUUCAACAUCUCAGCCAUGACAUACAUUAGAUUGACUCUGAAUAACCUUUCAGGAAGUCUUCCACCUAGUAUCGGCCAUAUUCUACCUAAUCUAGAAACACUAAAUCUUGCACAUAAUCAUUUAACUGGAGUAAUUCCUGAUUCCAUCUCAAAUAUGACUAAGCUAUUUAUUUUGGAACUCAGCCUCAACCAUUUCACUGGUUCAAUUCCUAGAUCACUCGGCAGCUUGAAUGUCCUUGAAACUCUUAAUGUUGGAUCCAACCAUUUAACCACAGGGUACCCACAAGAGAUGAGCAUUAUCUCAUCUUUGGUGAAUUGUGAAAGUUUAAGAGUUAUGAUAUUGUCACAUAAUCCUAUAAAAGGUAUUCUUCCCCACACCAUAGCCAAUUUUUCCAAUUCUCUUGAAAAGUUCAUAACUAGUACUUGUGAACUAGAGGGUAGCAUUCCACCUGAAAUUGGUAAUCUAAGUGGGCUGGUGGAACUGGAUCUUAGCAGCAAUUACCUCACCGGGCAAUUUCCAUUGGAGUUUAACUUUGUUAAACUUGAGUGA
Messenger RNA from Coffea arabica (coffee), 1626 nucleotides. The record is from RefSeq and is a predicted model, not a curated record. NCBI's taxonomy places the organism in Eukaryota, Viridiplantae, Streptophyta, Magnoliopsida, Gentianales, Rubiaceae.